Molecule: messenger RNA, 2550 nt
Organism: Aegilops tauschii subsp. strangulata
Lineage: Eukaryota; Viridiplantae; Streptophyta; Magnoliopsida; Poales; Poaceae
Source: RefSeq, a predicted model, not a curated record
GUAAAAAAGAAGAUGUUUAUAUUCGUCAGAGAAGAAAGAAGAUGAUUGUCGUCGAGACAGAAUCUCCAGCAACCCUUUUCUGGGCACACUCAAAUGCGAUUCCCCCACAAAUAGGAAAAUAAAAGUGUAAAGAAGUGUAGCGCACAGCUCACACAACGACAUGAUCACAUCGGAUAAAAAAAUUGAGGCAAUCACAGAGAGAUGAAAUAAAAGAAGAAAUGGUGCCAUGUCCUGUCCUCACUGAGACUCAGACGACCUCCCGUCGCUCUGUCCUGCAUCCUUGCCUCUUCUCCACACUCAUCUCCAAGGCAUAAACCUCUCCCUCCCUGUCUGGCAAUCAUCAUUGUCAACAAUGGCGGAACCCAAGGCGGCCAAGAGCAAGUCGUCGUCCAAGUCCAAGAAACACCACCACCAGGGGGACGGCGAGGCGUCCAAGAAGGCGACCAAGGCGAAGGCCGAGGCCACGGCCACGCCGUCGCCGGCGCCGGCGCCGUCGCUCGACGCGCACUUCAAGCCGUGCGCCGACGUGGCGGGCCUCCGCUUCGGCGCGCAGCUCGUCACGCGCGCGCUCACCGUGCGGCGCGCCGGCCCGCUCGAGCUGCCGCACCUGCUCCGAGUCGUCGUCCCCGACGCCGGCGCCGGGCAGAGCACGAAGGGCAAAGGGGCGCAGCCGCUGUCGUUCGCGCCGACGACGACCGCGUACAUCCCGACCAACUUCGCCAUCCUGGCGCACCACGCGUGGCACACGCUCACGCUCGGGCUCGGCACCAAGAACUCCAAGGCCGCCGUCUUCGUCUUCGAGUCCGCCGCCAUGAAGGCCGCCGCCGACGCCGCCUGGCCGCAGGUGCUGCCGCUCGGGGACGUCGGGAAGCGCCUCCUCCGCGCCGCCCCGGGCGCGCCGGAGAUGGCCCGCUUCAAGUUCCGCAAGGGCUGCGUCACCUUCUACGUCUACGCCGUCCGGACCGCCCGCGCGCGCGGGUUCGCGCGCGCCGAUGAGCUCAGGGCAGUCAUCGAGGCCGUCGCCAAGCUCAAGGACUUCUUGGACCACACUGCCAUGCUCGCGCUCCCGGGUCAGAGGAGCAUUGACGCCGCCGCUCCGGUCGGCAUCGUGCAUUGAUGCAAACUUAUAUUUGUAUAGAGAUUUCUUCUUCUUUCUUUUUCUUUUGUUCUGGCAUGUGAUUAAUUUCUGAAUGUGACAUCUAAAAAAAACUGAAUUUGAGCACUUGUUUUGUGGAUUGAGAUGCUGAGAAAUUCCUAAACUCUCUUGUUACUUAGUCGAUCGACGAUUGGCCUCAGGAGAUGUAACUGCAAUAAAUAGCAUAUCUUCCAGGUUGGAAAACGGGAAGCUGAUCUUGGCUCUCUCAUCCUUUGAUUCUUCAUGCUGUGACGAGAUACAUGCUUGAAGUACACAAAAUUGUCAGAGUUCAGUUCUGAAUGUGACCCCAAGUUUUUAUGCAAAUUUGAUCAGGAUUGCCGAGCUGCUUUCUGCAAUAUUAUAAGUGAAUCUUCAACAGUGUUAAGUCUUGAGGAAUGCUUCAGUUGGGGAGCAUCCCAUACUGAGAUGAAGUGCAGAGCUGAACUCCAUCAUUGCCUCAAGUUGAGCUGUACUUUACAGCCAUGAGAUUCUACUUCCAGGUCACAGGUCUCCAGAACGAAAGCUAUAUGAUAUUCCUCCUCACUGUGAGGCCAUCUCCUUCCACAGUUCCACUGCCACUCAAUGAUUGCUUCUAUUUUAUUUGUGUGAUACCGCAAUGUAAUAGCCACAAAUGCUCUGGAAACAUAGGUCUUAAUUUGAAGAGUACCAUUUUCUCCCUCAUAAGCAAGAACCAAUUUCCCCUAAAGAAAAAGAAAGCAAGAACCAAUUCACAAGUGCAGAAAAAGGCUCAAGAAGCAAGCUCAAGAGGACAUGGGGAUGCAUAGAACAACUCACAAUCUUGGUACUGACACAAUGAUAAUUGCAUUAGAGCAAGCAAGCAAAGCAGCUUCCUUCACCAUCGACAUGCCACCAUAACCCACAUGGAUGUAAAACAAUGCACACCCACCUGGAGCACACAGCUGGUAGUGGGCAGAAGGUGACCAACCUGCUCACCCAAACUGCCAAUGACCAAGCUCCAAAACCAGGCAAUGUGAUCAUGCCCAGACCAUGGGAAACCUCCAGGCAUGGUGCUGCUGAUGGCAUGAUGCGUUCAUGUGCAUCGUCCUAUAUUCUUUGAUCUCAAACAAAAGUAGAUGCCACAACAAAGGGCAAGGCAAAAGGCGCCUUUACAGAUCUUGCACUAUGAUGUUUCCGCAUUACACAGCAAUACCAGAAAGUCUACUAAAGAAGUUGAGAUCCAUGAAUUUGACCAAAAUAAAAUUCAGAUAUAAACUCUACUAGACGAGAUAUCAAAGGAAGGAUAUAUUUCGAUCUAUUAAGUAGCACAAUGUGGCGCUUAACGGGAGGAAGGGCUCGAUACAAUAGUUCAAGUAAUUUUAUUUAACAUGAUAAGCAGCAGUGGGUUCAUUAAGUACUGAAAACUUUCAAGGAUUACAAACUGAUCCUGACCAGAU